This is a messenger RNA of Parnassius apollo (apollo), 552 nucleotides long. The record is from the annotation of a GenBank genome assembly. NCBI's taxonomy places the organism in Eukaryota, Metazoa, Arthropoda, Insecta, Lepidoptera, Papilionidae.
AUGACGUCUUCAAGUUUAAAAGGAAAACGAAAAGAAUGGAACACAGAUCACAUGACAGAAUCUAUACGAAUGAUUAGAGAGAAAAAAAUGGGUUAUUUUAAAGCAGCAAAACACUUUGAUGUACCAAGAACCACUUUGUUUCGAUUGUGUCAGAAAAAUGAGCUAUAUCCAGAAGAAGCUGCAGCCACUAAAUUAGGAAGAAAAUCUGUUUUAGGUGAUCAGCUCGAAAACCUACUAGUAGAAUAUAUUUUAAAGAUGGAGAGCAAGUUUCAUGGUUUGACGAGGAAUGAUGCUCGUAGAAUGGCGUAUAUGUUGGCAAAACGCAAUCAUUUGGAGAAUCCGUUUGGCCUUUGGCCAUUGAAUAAAAACAUAUUGAGCGAGAUCGACUACCUUGCUGCCCAACAAGAUGCAGUAAAAGAUGCUUGCACAAUCAAUGCCACUCCAACAAAAUCAAGCUCCCAGUCGAAAGAAUCAUCAACAAACGAUGCAAGACCACCUGAUAAUAGUUUGAUUUUAACUGAAACUUCUGUCACAUCAAGACAAGACACAUAA